AAAGCCCAAAGGAAGGCAUACUAUGAUGAACUAGAAUAUAGGGAAAAACUUUUCAUGAAGAAGCAGCUGAAGGAAGAUAAAAAGCGGCGGAAGAUGAUGAAGAAAAUGCAAGAAGCAGCUAAAGAUUUUUCUCCAGACUUAGGUGAAAAUGCGGAAGAAGAGACCAAUGGUUCUGCAUCUGUGCCAGUUCCUAUGCAAGACAUGACCCUACCUGCUUCCUUUGAUUCUGAUAAUCCAACUCAUCGAUAUCGUUAUCUCGACUCCUCUAGCCCAUGGCUUGUGAGACCUGUCUUAGAACCUAAUGGUUGGGAUCAUGACAUUGGUUAUGAGGGACUAAAUGUAGAAAGAUUAUUUGUGGUUAAAGAUAAGGUACCGAUAUCUUUUUCUGGCCAUGUUUCAAAAGAUAAAAAGGAUGCCAACCUUCAAAUGGAAAUAGCAAGUUCAGUGAAGCAUGGGAAUGGGAAAGCAACUUCUGUAGGUUUUGAUAUGCAAUCAGUUGGAAAAGACAUUGCUUAUACUCUUCGAAGUGAGACGAGAUUUAGCAAUCACAGACUAAAUAAGGCCAUUGCUGGUCUUUCGGCUACUCUUUUGGGUGAUGUAUUAACUGGUGGAAUGAAAUUAGAGGACAAAUUGAUUGUUGGUAAACGAGGUCAGUUGGUUGUUUCUGGAGGAGCCAUUUUUGGUCGUGGGGAUGUUGCUUAUGGUGGUAGUCUGGAAGCUACAUUGAGGGACAAAGAUCAUCCUUUAGGACGUUUCUUAUCAACUUUGGGGCUCUCAGUCAUGGAUUGGCAUGGAGAUCUUGCUAUUGGAUGCAACUCACAGACUCAGAUCCCUAUCGGACGACAUACAAAUUUGAUUGGCCGUGUCAAUAUAAAUAACAGGGGGUCUGGACAAGUUAGUAUUCGUAUAAACAGCACCGAACAGCUUCAGAUAGCCUUGAUCAGCUUAAUUCCUCUGGCUAAAAAGUUGCUUGGUUAUUCUCAGCCCAUGCAGUAUGCAUAAUGAUGAAAUUUGAGUCAUCCAUGAUGUGGCUGCUGUUGGAUCGAUCGAGUUUAUUUUUAAGUGCCCAUCCUUUGUGAAUUUGCAAUAAACAUAGAUGCUUCCUCGGUCCAAUAGGUGGGUAGAAGAUAGAAAAAUACUGUCAAUUAGAAGCUUGUCUGUAGAAGUCACAAGGCCUCACUUCGAAGAUCUUGGUUUUAUUGUUUUUGUUUACUAAAUGGAGCAUGUAAAUUAUUACUUAUUAUUAUCAAGUAAAGUUCUUGGACGAGUUUUGGAGGAUGAGAUUUUUAGUGCCACAGCUGAACUGAGUUAGAUGGGUUUCUUGCAUUUGUUGAUUAUAUUGUAUAUUGAUUCUGGCAUGUAUAAGCUGUUGUGCAACUCGGGUUUUACGCACAGCAAAACAUGCUCUUUAUUUUAUGUGGUUGUUUUGGAACCGUUCAAUUUUCUAAGUUGUAUGUUCCCUACAGUCACUGAGACAGCUUAAAAGUC
This is a messenger RNA of Olea europaea var. sylvestris, 1488 nucleotides long. RefSeq names its product translocase of chloroplast 120, chloroplastic-like. The record is from RefSeq and is a predicted model, not a curated record. The transcript has 2 exons. The coding region runs from base 55 to 1002 and encodes 315 amino acids. NCBI's taxonomy places the organism in Eukaryota, Viridiplantae, Streptophyta, Magnoliopsida, Lamiales, Oleaceae.